Messenger RNA from Carcharodon carcharias (great white shark), 1130 nucleotides. RefSeq names its product BCAS2 pre-mRNA processing factor (gene bcas2). The record is from RefSeq and is a predicted model, not a curated record. Gene Ontology annotation, biological process: mRNA processing. NCBI's taxonomy places the organism in Eukaryota, Metazoa, Chordata, Chondrichthyes, Lamniformes, Lamnidae. The coding region runs from base 44 to 721 and encodes 225 amino acids. Gene Ontology annotation, cellular component: Prp19 complex; precatalytic spliceosome; catalytic step 2 spliceosome. The transcript has 7 exons.
GAAUAGGGGCGCGCAGGCGCAGUGAGUUGGAGUGGCACUUAAGAUGGCGGGCCCGUUGGCUGUAGCCGGCGAUGUUGUGGUCGAUGCGCUGCCUUAUUUCGAUCAGGGCUAUGAUGCUCCGGGUGUCCGAGAGGCGGCAGCUGCGCUGGUAGAAGAAGAGACCAGACGUUAUCGACCCACAAAAAAUUACCUGAGCUAUUUGCCUACACCUGACUAUUCAGCAUUUGAAACUGAGAUCAUGAGGAAUGAGUUUGAGCGACUGGCAGCUCGCCAACCAAUGGAACUGCUCAGUAUGAAAAGGUAUGAGCUGCCUGCCCCAUCCUCAGGACAGAAGAAUGAUAUCACUGCAUGGCAAGAGUCUGUGAACAACUCCAUGGCACAGCUAGAACAUCAGGCAGUGAGAAUUGAAAACCUGGAGCUGAUGUCACAGCAUGGUUCAAAUGCAUGGAAAGUCUAUAAUGACAAUCUGGUACAGAUGAUUGAAAACGCUCAGAAGGAACUUCAGAGAUUGAGAAAACAGAUUCAAGACCUGAACUGGCUGAGGAAAAAUGACCAGCUUGCUGCUGGCAGUAAACUACGAGAAAUGGAAUCCAACUGGGUCGCGUUGGUCAGCAAGAACUAUGAGAUAGAGAGAGCAAUUGUCCAGCUCGAGAGUGAAAUAAACAAGAUGAAACAAGCACAAGGGGAUGAGAAUAAAGAAAACAUUCGGCAGGACUUCUGAGUGCACAAAAGAAACAACCUACCCCCUUUUCAGAGCACACUGUCUUCAUAAGUGGACUUGCACUCCUGUUUGCACACUAGUUGCAAUAAUGAUGCAGGUUUUUCUGUUUAAGAAAAUGUCGGUGUUGUAUUUAAUGUGUUCUUUGUAUUGAUUAGAACAGUAUCCUUUGAUUCCAAGUGGCCCAGACUCAUUUUAUGUGGACUACUGCCUUUCCCUCGUACAUUCAUUAACUGUCCAAUAUUAUGUACAUUUGGCAAUGAAGAGAUCUUGCUUUUUAGCUAAGAUGUCAAUUGAGAUUUUCAUACCAAUAUAGUUCUCAGGACUAAUUAAUUAUCCUUUGCAAAGUCUUAAUAGGAUUUAUAUUACAUUUUUUAUAGUUGCAUAUUUACAAAUAAAAUGGUUAGAGUUA